CACUUGCCUUGUUCCCCUACCAUGAGUUCCGCUGGCCCAGCACCCAUGGAGGAAGAUAUGCUCAGCGACGCGGUUCCCAGCAACAUCGUCUCGCGGCAGCCCAGCAACGGCGCGAGCGAGGAGCCCGAAGAGGCCCCGGAGAAGGAUGAGCUGGAGAGCGAGGGCGGUCAAGACGAUGCUGACUAUGCUGCCCCCAAUUCCACACCUAGGAGACGGGGAAGGAAGACGGAUAAGCAGAAGGCCGCCGACUCGAGUUUGCAGAAGAAGCGGGAGGAGAUGGACAAGAACAAGAUCACCGACGCAGUGAAGCGCUAUUCCUACCUGCUCGGGCAGACAGAUUUGUUCAAGCACUUCGUAGACAUUAGGCGCGCUCAAGAUCCCGAGUAUGCUGCCAUGAUGGACGCACAACCCAAGCCGAAGGGUAGGGGACGCAAGAAGACGAUCGAUGCCAGCACGCGCCAUCGCAAGUCUGAAAAGGAAGAAGAUGAGGAGCUCCUGAAAGAGGGCGAGCGCGCCGUUGAUGGCAGCGACCAACCCUACGUGUUCGAAGAGUCUCCAAGCUUCAUCAACGGAACUAUGCGAGCAUACCAAUUGCAGGGUCUCAACUGGAUGGUGUCGCUGCAUCACAAUGGGUUGAACGGUAUCCUUGCAGACGAGAUGGGUCUUGGAAAGACGCUGCAGACCAUCUCGUUUCUCGCAUACCUCAAGCACCACCAUGGCAUCAAGGGACCUCACCUCAUUAUUGUCCCCAAGUCUACUCUGCGCAACUGGGAGCGCGAAUUCGAGAAGUGGACGCCCGACUUCAAGGCCGUCGUCCUCACUGGGUCCAAAGAGGAACGUGCGGAGAUUGUGGCGAGCCGCCUCAUCACCGAGGACUUCGAAGUCUGCAUCACGUCCUACGAAAUCUGCCUCAUCGAGAAGAGCGCUCUCAAGAAGUUCUCGUUCGAGUACAUCGUCAUCGACGAGGCUCACCGCAUCAAGAACGUCGACUCCAUCCUCUCCGAAGUCGUCCGCUCGUUCAUCUCGCGUGGAAGGCUGCUCAUCACCGGCACGCCGCUGCAAAACAACUUGCAGGAGCUGUUCGCCUUGUUGAACUUCAUCUGCCCUGAAAUCUUCCGGGACUACAAGGAUUUGGACAGCUUCUUGCACAAGGACACAGGCGAUGGUGUGGACGAAGAGGAGAAGAGCAAGCGGGUUGUAGAGGCAUUACACAAGAUCUUGCGGCCCUUCCUCCUGCGUCGUGUCAAGUCCGACGUCGAGAAGAACUUGUUGCCGAAGAAGGAGAUCAACAUCUAUGUCGGCUUGAGUGACAUGCAGCGGAAAUGGUAUCGCUCAGUCCUCGAGAAGGACAUCGACGCUGUCAACGGUCUUACCGGCAAGAAGGAGGGCAAGACGCGGCUGAUGAACAUGGUCAUGCAGCUGCGCAAAGUGACUUGCCAUCCGUACUUGUUUGACGGUGCUGAGCCGGGCCCACCAUACACGACCGACGAGCACCUCGUUGAGAACUGUGGCAAGAUGCUCAUUCUCGACAAGCUCCUCAAGUCGAUGAAGGAGAAGGGCUCCCGCGUGCUCAUCUUCAGUCAGAUGAGCCGUAUGCUCGACAUCCUCGAGGAUUACUGCCUCUUCCGUGGCUACAAGUACUGUCGCAUCGACGGUGGAACGGCCCACGACGACCGUAUCACCGCCAUUGACGAGUACAAUAAGCCCGACAGCGACAAGUUUAUCUUCCUGCUCACCACGCGUGCCGGUGGUCUUGGUAUCAACUUGACUACUGCUGACAUUGUCGUCCUGUACGACAGCGAUUGGAACCCUCAGGCGGAUCUGCAGGCUAUGGACCGUGCGCAUCGUAUCGGUCAGACCAAGCAGGUCUAUGUCUUCCGCUUCAUCACGGAAGGCAGUGUUGAGGAACGCAUGUUAGAGAGGGCUGCACAGAAGUUGCGGCUUGACCAGCUCGUCAUCCAGCAAGGAAGGCAACAGCAGUCGAAAGCUGCCAACAAGGAAGAGUUGCUCGACAUGAUCACUCACGGCGCUGAGAAGAUUAUGAACGCCACUGACGAGCUGCUCAUCAACGACGACAUCGACGAGAUCAUCCAUCGCGGCGAGCAGCGCACACACGAGCUGAACAGCAAGUACGAAGGCCUCAACCUCGAGGACCUGAGCAACUUCAAGUCCGAUGCGUCCGUGCAGCAGUGGGAGGGCGAGGACUUCCGGAGCAAGAAGAACUUAAACUUCAACAUGAUCUCUCUGGCGAAGCGCGAGCGCAAGUCGAACUACUCCGUCGACAAUUACUUCAAGGAUACGCUGCGCGCAGGCCCUGCGAAGGUGGAUAAGGCGCCGAAGUUGCCCAAAGCACCGAAGCAGGUUACUGUUCAGGACUUCCAGUUCUUCCCUCCGGAGCUUACGCAGCUGCAAGAGCGCGAGCUUGCGGUGCACAAGCGCCUAAACGACAUCAAGGCGACGACGCGGGAGCCUGCAGGCCCGGAGGAUACGCCAGAGAAACUCGAGGAAGAGCGACAAGCUGCGCAGGAGUUCAUCGACACGGCCGAGCCUCUGACCGAGGAAGAGAUCGCGCAGAAGGACGCAUAUAUCAGCAAGGGCUUCGGCGAUUGGACCCGCCGCGACUUCCAGCAGUUCGUGCGUGGGCUGGAGACCUACGGAUGGGGUGCGAGCUUCGACCUCUAUGCCUCAGAAAUCCCCGACAAGACUGCGGGCGAGGUGGCCCAGUACUACAAGGUCUUCAAGGAGAGGUGGACGACUCUGGCAGACCACCCCAGGAUAGCCGCCCGCAUCGCCGAGGGCGAGCAGAAGCGCAACAAGCGCCAAAACCUCGAGCAGCUCCUCGAGGAAAAGAUCAACUCCGUCAACUACCCCAUGCAGGAGCUUGAGCUGAACUACCCGACCACGAAGGGCAAGGUCUACAGCGAGGAGGAAGACCGGUACCUGCUCUGCCGGCUCUACCACUACGGGAUGCAGACGGAGGAUGUGUACGAGCGCAUCAAGAAGGAUAUUACGGAGUUCCCUGUGUUCCGCUUCGACUGGUUCUUCAAGAGCCGGUCCGCGAUUGAGCUGAACAGGCGGUGUAACACGCUGCUGGGCAUGAUUGAGAAGGAGGCGGAGCAGCAGGCGGCGGAGCAGAAGGCGCAGAGCAGUAGUAGUACGAGGGGAAAGAAACGGGGCAUCGACGAGGUCAAGAAGCAGGACUCGCGCGCGCCGACGCCGACAGGCUCCGCCGCAGGUUCGACAGCCAAGCGGGCGACGAAGAAAAAGAAGACAUGAGCGGCAUGUCAUCUCUUCGUUUGGUACCUCCGCUCGUUUGGUCUGUGUUGUCUUCCUGCUGUCCUACGUACUAUUUUCUUGAUAUAUAUGUCGUCGUCUGUCCCGCUCAUCUACGCAUAGAUCCAUGUAAUUCUACAGCCCGUGUACAGGAUAA
Molecule: messenger RNA, 3430 nt
Organism: Schizophyllum commune H4-8
Lineage: Eukaryota; Fungi; Basidiomycota; Agaricomycetes; Agaricales; Schizophyllaceae
Exons: 16
Coding region: 22-3276 (1084 amino acids)
Biological process (GO): regulation of transcription by RNA polymerase II; nucleosome organization
Cellular component (GO): chromatin; nucleus
Molecular function (GO): DNA binding; ATP binding; nucleosome binding
Source: RefSeq, a predicted model, not a curated record